Messenger RNA from Sardina pilchardus (European sardine), 2701 nucleotides. RefSeq lists its product as uncharacterized. The coding region runs from base 66 to 2408 and encodes 780 amino acids. Gene Ontology annotation, cellular component: cytoplasm. The record is from RefSeq and is a predicted model, not a curated record. NCBI's taxonomy places the organism in Eukaryota, Metazoa, Chordata, Actinopteri, Clupeiformes, Clupeidae. The transcript is spliced from 4 exons. Gene Ontology annotation, molecular function: protein kinase A binding.
CCCGCUUCCUUAUUGGUAUUCACUGUUGGCCCUGGCUCAGCUGUAUCUCUGAGCAGAGGAAGAUCAUGGAUGCACAGGACUGGAUAAACAGCAAUUACACUCUCUGUGAGCUGCAGGUGGUGUCUCAGGCAGUCACCACUAAUGUCAAGAUGCCAAUGGAGAUUGUUUUUGACGUCCCUUCAAGUCCCCCGCCGACGUACGAUCAGGCAUCCAUUUUGUGGUCUCUCGGGUUGUACUCGCACACCAUAGAUGAGGCUUUGAAGAGAGGUCACGCCGCAGAUCAACAGUCGAUGGACCUUCUCCAGCGGAAAAGCUCAUCAGUCACAACAGCUGUGCACAACUUUGCGCAGGCCCUAGCCAGCGAUAUCAUAAACUCAGCCACACAUCGCGGUGUUGGAGCCACGGAGAGGGAGAAAGUCCCGUCGCCCACGCGCGGCGCUGAUGUAGGCCGUUCCAGUGCUGCUUCGCAUUGUUUCUUUGAUCCUAAUGCAAAUAUCCUUUGGGGAGACGACCAGGAAUGCAAAACCAGCAGCUACACAAAUGAGGAAAAGCUAGCCGAGUAUCUGACGUCCAUGAUUUUCCGAAUGGCCUUGAAAGAGGUGGCCGAACACGACAGCCCAAGACCAUCCGUUCCGAGCACAGCGCAACCUACGCAUCACCGUGAGCCAUACAGCAGACAUCCACAUGAUGACGAGCGAAUGCUCUCGGAACGUAGGCAAUCGCAGGAAACGUGUGACGAAAACGUGGACACGAAUUGGGACGAGUCGUUUGAACCGGCGGCAUCCUCGAGGGCCCGUGGCGGAUCUGGCUCCUCGCGCACCAUCGGAAGUUUGCUCUCGCAAUCGAGCCUCGCCAGUAACCAAUCCCUGGACUACCCCGAUGCCCCACCGACCACACCGCUAAUCCCCGGUGUGACUCAAAGCAGAGCCAGCUUCUGCAGGAAGUUGAAAGGGGGGCUCGCGAAGGAGUUCCUUCCCUCUCCCCCGCCCCCGACUCCCAACAGGAACCCGAACCCCGGCCACCAACUAUCGAGGGGCUACAAGGAGACGGACGGAGACGCGGCCGAGUUUGUCCACCGCCUGAUGCGUUCCUUAUCGCUGGAGUGCUCAGAGGGGGCGGGUGCUGUGGACAUCGGCGGAGAACUCUCCAGCCAAAGUCCGUGGAGCAACUGGCCCGAACUGUCUGAUUACGCAGACCAGCUAUCGGCUGACAUCGUUAAGUAUGUCACCACGUCAGACGAGGGAGACGACUUCGUAGACCGGCUGAUGAGGUCGUUAUCUCUCGAAUACCCAGAAUGUGUAAAGGAUACACCGGUCAGAGAAAAUAAUAGGGGAUCUCCGAACAAGACUCGUUAUGAUUCAGAUGCACUGAGUGACUUUGCAGAUGAACUAGCCACAGACAUCAUUGGCUGUGCCAUCGAGAGCUACUCGUCACUGACGGCGCUCCAAAAAAGCCUCCUUCCUACAGCCGAGCGCUGGGCCGAGGAGAUACUCCAAGCCUCCUACAGAGAAAUGAUUGAUCCGGCGAGGACGAAGGACAUCAAUACGCCGGCCCAGCCAAACCAAUGGCGCGUGAAGAGCGAGGAGAGGCUCACAUCGUCGGAUAUGGGAGUCGAGGCGAGCUCUCGGAGCCAAAUUCGCAGGCCGACCUCGGAGGUUCGCUCCCUGCAGAGGACGGGGAGCCAAGACGACGAUGACCCCACGGGCGCGGGGAGGCUGAGAGACUUAGCAGAGGCGCUGCUAGCCACUGCGUUUAUCCAGGCGCUCCCAGAACUGCAGCGUGCAGUUUUACAUCCUGGAGCGGGUCCAGGGGCUCCGAGCCCGCCAGACUAUACUUCGGGCUCCCACAGGACCUCCCUCCAGCCAUCUAAAAGAGUCCAGGCCUCCCUCUGCAGUGGGAACCCAGGUCAAGCCACUGGUGCUCUGGCCCGGGUUGACGAUGCUGCGGACUGCGCGCUUGACAGCUAUGCAGAACAUGUUGCCCUCGAAGUGAUUGAUGGCUCCUUGAAGCUCGCCUCGAAAUAUCUUGCUGGCGAUGGGAAAGCAUGUAGCCUUCGGCGUGAUGGGAACGGUUCUUGGUAUUCGGAGGGUGAAGUUACACAGAGCCACCGUGGCCCGAGGGUGAGGGUAUCGCUUGGGUCUCAGAUGUGUAGCACCACAAGUGACCUGGAGGGGGCGUUAGUGUGGGCUGCAGCUUCUCAGCUCGGGAUCCAGACACUCACGCUGGUGGUGCCAGACCAUCAGCUUCAAGCUCAAUUCGGCAGUGUGGCACAGGACAGGCGUCUCCUGGGCUUGACUGUGGGGGACCUGGUGACGUCACUCCUGCAGCACGGCACGCACCUGUCUGAAAUGGCCAGUAGAGGGAGCACUCUCAGUGCGUUCACCCACUUACUUACCUACAGGAGCUGAGUAAAGGAGACACAAGCAAAUCCAGCAUGACAACAGACCUCAUCCACACAGUCUUCACCAUCCCACUCCUGAUAAAGAGCGUGAUUAAAAAGAAAUAUGGCCGUACUGAAAAAACAUAGAAAAGCAAUAAAUAUAUUUUAUACUGAUUUUUUUUUUUUUUUUACCUGAUGUUUAAUGGCCUAAUCGUAUUAGUGGUAAUAGGAAAGAAUUUAUCGUAAAUCCCAACAGAGAUUUUAUGACUGAUUAAUUUAAUAUAAAGCUUAAUAAAAAAACAAUACAAAAAUCCAUUGUUG